AUGAACCUGAUCACCAACAUCUCUCUUGCGAUGAACGGAGGCGAUUAUAUGAAAGGUGCCGAGUGGGGUUGUAACUUUGAACGUGAAGCCUUUCACAAGUCCCCGACAAAGGAAGCCUACGAUCAAGAGAUGGGCCAAAAGAUCAUGGAGUUCUUUAAACGGCGGCAGGCCAAUGAGCCUAACCUCCAGAAUAACAUCAACGCAAGCGCACAGGCACAGGCUCAAGCCCAAGCACAAGCGAUGAUGAACAUGCAAAUGGGACGUGGUAUGGGUCAAGGUCCCCAGCAAGGAUUCCAGCCCAUGCAACACCCAAUGCAAGGCGUUCAAAUGGGUCAAGGACAACAGCAGAUGCCCAUGAAUGCGGGCAUGAAUAUGGGUAUGGGUAUGGCAAACCAAGCUGGCCGCGGUAUGGGCCCAGGCCAGCAGAUGGUCGGAAUGCCUGCGGGGCAAAAUCGCCCUCAACAAUCACAGUUCCCCCAAGACAUGGCCAGACUUUCGCAGCAAGACAAGCUCAAGGUGACUGAGCUUGCCACAAAGAUGUUCAACACUGCCUCGGAACAACAAAAGAACAAUACGCGCUUGCAGUUGCAAUCUAGAAUCUCUCCUGCACAAUUGCAGGAAAUGACCAACCAGGGCAAGGAUCCUCUGAUGUGGUUCUAUCAGAACCAAGCGUUCCAGGUUCUCAAAGCGAACAUGAAUAGGAUACAACAACAACAGCAACAGCAGGGUCAGCCACAACAAGGGAUGGCACAGAAUGCCAAUAAUAACCAGGCUCCAAUGAUGCAGCAGCAAGCAAGCCAGCAGUCUCUACGCCAACAGCAGGCUCAACUUCAGCAGCAGCAACAACAACAAGGGCAGCAGCAGCAGCACGGCAUGGCGAACAAUAAUCAAGGCAACAACGAGUUCACGUCUUUUGCGCCCAAUAUGGACAGCAUUAAGGACCAACAAAUGAACGGCCUUAUGGCUCAACAAGCUGGGCAGAUGGUAGUACCUGCCAGCGCAGGACAAAACCGAAACCCAACGCCACAGCCGACCGGACAGAACGCAGCGAAUCAACCAGGCCCGAACCAAGGUCCCCGGCCACCCCAGCAACAAGGGCAGCAGCAACAGCCGCACCAAAACAUGAACCUUCAGCAAAUGAAGAUGAAUCAAGCUGCACAACAGUCCCAAGCACAACUUCAGGCCCAGCAAAUGAAGCAGAUGCAAAAUCAAACCGGCAUGGGAGGCAACAUGCAGCCUUCCCAAAGCCCCGGCAUGAACACACUCAACACGCCGGUUUCUCGGCCAGGGAACAUGAACCAGGCUGCAAGCCAGGGCGGGGUACAGUUUGGAGACCAGCGUUUCAAUCAAGGAGCGCAGCGACCUAACAACCAGACCUUCCAGAACAUGCUUGCAAGUCUUCCCCAAGAACAACGUGCAAUGGUCAGCGGGCUGACCCCAGACAAGCUGAAUGAAGUCAUGCAGCGCUGGCAAAGCAAGCGCCAGGAGCAGAUCAGCCAGAACGGCGGACAAAACACUCCUGGGCAAAUGUCUAAUCGCCCUCCCAGCCAGAUGGCCCAAAUGAACCCUAACAUGGGUGGGCAAGUGCCAGUCGGUAUGCAACAGCCACAGGGAGGUGUGCCAAUGAAUGGCAACCAGCAACAAGGGCAAAUGCCUCGCUUCAACCCGAACCAGCAAUUGGCCAUGAUGGACUCCAUGGACCUCCCACCUCAAGUUGCCACGCAGCUCCAAGGCCAAAUUCCUCCUGAGAUCAAGAAAUGGGGACCGCUCAAGCUAUGGCUCCAGCAGAACAACAACACCCAGCAUAUGCGGAAUCAGUUGGCAGCGAUCCAGCAGAAGCAGUUCCAACUUAUCCUUCAACGGCGUAUGAUGCCGCAACAGCAGCCUCAGCAACCACAAGGGCAGCAACCAGGGCCACAGUUCUCGCCUCAGCAGCAACCCCAGCAGCCUCAGCAGCCGCAACAACUCGGCCCAAAUGCUGCUAAUCCAGGCAUGCAGGCUGCAGCUGGACAUGGUCCACCUCCUAUGCAGGGAGCUCGGCCACAGAUGCAAGGAAACUUCCCCCCUCAUAUUCUCCAGGCUACUGCCCAUGAGAUGGCGCAGGUCAGAGCCCAAAAGCCUCAGUUACAAAACGCUUCCGAUGACCAGUUGCGUGCCAUAGUAAUUCAGAUGAAGAAGCACACCUGGAUGCAGCAACAACAAAGGAUGCAGCAGGCCCAGGCACAGGCUCAUGCGGCCCGUAACCAGAACCCGGGUCAGCAAGGGCCGAACCAGAUGCCCGUACCACAAGCCACGAUGCAGCUCCAGCAACCGCCUCAGCCAAACCAGACGCCUCAGACUCAGAAUGUCCCACCGCCAAACGCGAUGGGCCAGAAUGCUACUCCUCAACAAGCGGCCCAGAAACAACCGACUGUUACUCCCGAGCAGACAAGAAACGCCAGACCUCAACCUGCCAACAACCGUGCUCAACCUCCUAACCCGUCUCCCGCAGCCGCACCAAAGAAUCUCAAGCGCCCAAGCAACGACGACAGCAUCGAUGUGCCGGAACCCGCAAAGCAAAUACCUGCGAGACCUGCAUCGCAGCCUGAUCAACAGCAGCAGUCCCAAGGUCCCAAGCCGAUGAACCCCCAGGAUCUUGCUUCGCUGCCCCCUGAGCAACGCGCUCAGAUACUAAGAGCGCAGAUGAGCAAGGCUGGUACAAUACCACCACAGGCUGGCAAUGAGACCAUGGCACGCCUUAAGGCCCUCGGACAGGAGGAACAACGGAAGUCGAUACAGGAGGUCAUGAACGAUAUUCCUAUGACUCAAGAGGAGCACAACGAGAUGGCCGCUAAGCUCACCAAGAUUGUGGUGGACAUGACCAAGAUUGGCCGUGGCUUGACGAAGUGGUACAACAUCACCCGCGAUGACGCACGCGCAAAGAUGUUCUUCCGCAUGCGAUGGAGAAUCCUGAAACAGUUUGCCGAUGGAGAAAAGAUGUCUGUUCUCAAGAACGCAUUCUCGAUUGAUUCCGCCGAGAUCGACAACGCCCGAGCCAUGCUUGAGACUAUGGCCAAGGACAUAGCUCACAGUAUGUAUAUGAACCGUAAGCCGCAAACCACACCGCAACAACAGAACGCACAGCCUGCUCCAUCACAGCAGCCAGCGUUCCAGCAACCGCCGAACCAACCUCGGCAGCAGCCAGUUCAAGGGCAACCAGGACAGCCUGCUUCUUUGGCCGAAACUGCUCGCAGGAACUCACAUGCUCAAGCUCCCAAGGGAGGUAACAAGGGCUCGCAGGCACCGGCAGCUCCUACGACCUCUCAGCCGCCCUUCCAGUUUGGCGCCGCCUCGUCUCCUCGUGGAAACCCAACCUACCCUGGCGAGCCCAAACCGAUCGAUCUUCGUAUGCCACCAUCCCGCAAGAAGCCGAAGCCCAACGGCGCACCACAGGGUGCUACUCCCUCGCCCAAAGCCGGAAAUAAGGCGUCUCCUGAUGUCCGAAGACCGUCCGAGACCCAACUUCCCUCCAGGCCAGUCCUCACUUGCAAGGAGCCUGAGUGCGAGUUUUCGACAACUGGCUACAGCACCGAGCAAGCUCUUCAGCAGCAUAUCCUUGAAGAGCACACCAAGCCACGGGAGGACCCUAUGAAAUUUGUUUCAGAGAACUUGGCUCUGGCCUUGGGACUUGAGCCCGAUGGUUCAGUCAAGAAAGCUGAGGCUGCUGCAAUGAGCGUUACGAACUCCAAGCAAGGGCAAACGCCUAUCACUAUGGCUGCUACUCCAGUGUCCACUGACGGCAACAUGAAGCGAUCGGCUAGCAGUAUGGGCAAACCUCAAGACAGCAAAGCUGGUGCUAAGGCUGGAGCGACCCCCAAACAGGCUGAUGCCAAGGUUGCUGACAAUGUUGCUACUGAUCCAUGGGCCAACGUCACUCUCGACCCUGAAAUGCUCGUCAGCAACCUCGGAGUCGAGCGCGGAUAUGGAGUCUACGAAAAUCCCUUUUAUGACUACAACGCUCUCAGCUACCUGACACCCAGGGAUACUCCCGAGUCUGCCAAGGAUGGUGGCAGCAGCGAGCCCAACAGUGAUAUUCCCGAAGGCACAAGUCUCGAAGUCAAUUUUGAUUGGCACAACGUGGAUACUGAUCUAUUGCUCAACAUGGGCAGCACCAAUGGUGGUGGUGUCAACGACAUGCUAGCUGCGGAUGCCGCAUUGCUAUUCGAUCAGCCAUCACUACAAGAACCGGACUGGGACGAUGUCAAGAUAGACUUCUCAAAACCCUUCCAGUUUGAUAGUAGCCAGCAUUACUACAUGGCUACUUCAUAA
Molecule: messenger RNA, 4308 nt
Organism: Fusarium coffeatum
Lineage: Eukaryota; Fungi; Ascomycota; Sordariomycetes; Hypocreales; Nectriaceae
Exons: 4
Coding region: 1-4308 (1435 amino acids)
Source: RefSeq, a predicted model, not a curated record